AAACUUAAAAUACAGUUUAUCUCAUUAAACCUGUUACAGUCGGAUUUAUAUCGUUAUUUUGGUUGUUAGAACUGAAGAUGAACAUCAAGCGUCACCUAUUAUUUCGUAACACAAAGCAUUCUAAUCACAGAGGACAGAACUUCGCUGUUGUUUUGCAAAUUCAACUGUGACCAUUAAAGUUACCGGGAAUAAGAGCAGAGGAAGGCACGAUGGGAUGCGCUUCUAGCACUCAGACCACAGCUCAAGACACAACACGACUCGACACCAAACAAGAUGGAAACACAUCAGGAACAAAUAAUGAAAACGGUGGUCCUGCAGCAGACAGCGAGACAGUUCCAGACCAGACCCAGGCCGAGGAAUCUCCUCAGACAUCCAGUGCAGCUCCUGUCGCCUCGGACGAAAUACAGAGCUCUGCGGCUGCUGUAGCUCACAGUGAACCGGAAGCAGCUGCAUCUGACCAGCCUGCCGAACCCGAAUCAAACCCCUCCACGACAGCUGACAAUACUGAAGAACCAGCACCAAGUGAAAACACAACUGAGGCCCAGGCUGAAUCUUCCCCACCAGAGGAAGCACCUGCCUCUGGUGGAGAGGGUUAAGUGUGCAUCAUUUAGCACAGUUACUACAGAAUCCAGAGUCAACCACCUAUUUUCAAUAAAAUCCAGAUUCAAAUGAAUGGUUUAAAAAUCCAGUGGGACAUUAGUUUAUUUAUUAUAGAGAUAUUGCUUAUUUGUUGCCAACAUAUAGACCAGCUGGUCUUCAGAGACUCCGUGCCUGUCUUCGUAUACACAGAAUACAAACAUCCCACUCGAGUUCUGGUUUAGUGAAUUAUAAUUGCUAGAACAUAAAGCAACAAAAUUGCUAUUUCCUUCAUCGAGAUUUAAUAUUGGUGCCUAUUUAAGUGGCUUUACCCCUUUAUGAAAAAUGCAAAAAGCCAAAGAGGAUAAUAAAAUUGUGGAAUGCUAUUUAUAUAAUUAUGUAAUAUUUUAACCAAUGGAAAUAAAAUGUUAUAUACAUUUAAAAUGACAAAGGACUUACUAUUUGAAAAACAGGCUUUUUUUUUAGGUUUAAGUUAAUGUAUGCUAAUGUUUUCCUGCAACAAGCACAACAGAUUGAACUCACCAAAUGGAAGAAAUGUUGUUUUUGUGGUGUGGUUUGAUUUAAUGUGAUGAUGACAAGUUUAAAAAUAAAGUUGAAUUGAACUGG
Molecule: messenger RNA, 1203 nt
Organism: Carassius gibelio (silver crucian carp)
Lineage: Eukaryota; Metazoa; Chordata; Actinopteri; Cypriniformes; Cyprinidae
Product: putative protein TPRXL
Exons: 5
Coding region: 210-596 (128 amino acids)
Source: RefSeq, a predicted model, not a curated record